Molecule: messenger RNA, 1449 nt
Organism: Aspergillus alliaceus
Lineage: Eukaryota; Fungi; Ascomycota; Eurotiomycetes; Eurotiales; Aspergillaceae
Product: glycosyltransferase family 4 protein
Exons: 1
Coding region: 1-1449 (482 amino acids)
Molecular function (GO): glycosyltransferase activity
Source: RefSeq, a predicted model, not a curated record
AUGGCGCCCUCUACUCCUCAGCAAGAUGAAUUUCCUACUAUGCUCAGAGGCAGGCGGGUCCUCCUGACUACGGAGUCUUUGGGCCCUGUCAAUGGUGUUAGCCGGACGACGUUGAGCCUGGUAGAGUAUCUCAGGCGCAACGGUGUCGAUCUGGCGGUAAUCGCACCAAGCUAUCAAGGCUUGCACCGCCAGGAACAACAAGAUGUAGCACACCUACGGAUACCUGGAUAUCCUCUGCCAUACAACCCAGAUUUGACAGUGGUGUACCCCUUCCGCUUGGACAAUAUCUAUAAACAAACCUUUCAGCCCGACAUCAUCUACGUCGCCAGUCCAGCAUCUCUGGGCUUUCAGGUCCUGCUGCAGAUUCGUCAGUUCCAAAAACAGCCCACCGCGUUGCUUAACUUCCAAACCGAUCUAUCAGCCUACAGCGAAAUAAUUUUUCCAGCCCCUUUGGACAAAUUCGCAGUCUGGCUCUUGGCAACAGUGCAAGGAUAUCUCUUCAGCUGUCCGGCUAUACACACCAUAUUCUAUCCUUGCUCAGCAGUCCUAGACUACCUAAAGAGCACAGGAGCCCCUAUGGAACGUACAGCAAGAUUAGGACGCGGCGUGGACACCUCACUAUUUAACCCCUCUCACCGCGACAACGCCUACCGAAAUGAAGUCGCCCCAAACGGCGAAAUAAUCCUAGUAUACGUGUGCCGCCUCGCUCCAGAGAAAGGGUUCGAGUUCCUAGCAGAUGCAACAACAAAGCUUGCAGAGCAAAAGCUUCCCUUCAAACUACUGAUCGUUGGCGGCAAUCGCAAUCCUGCCGUUGAGAACAGAAUCCAUCGCCUCUUCGACUCGGUCAGAGGGCACGUAAUUUUCACAGGGUUCCUGACCGGGCAGCCUCUAGCCCGCGCAUACGCCUCAGGUGAUAUAUUCCUUCACUGCUCGAUCACCGAAACCUUUGGCCUAGUCGUCCUGGAGGCAAUGGCCAGUGGCGUACCCGUUAUUGCGAGAGACCAAGGAGGGCCGUCGGAUAUUGUCCGGCACCAGGAGACGGGGUACUUGGUUCCUCCUGAUAAUGUCGAUAGGUUUGUUGCGCUGGUGCGAGAGGUAUCUGUGGAUAAUCGGCUGCGUUGUGUACUAGCUACUUCUGCGCGGAGGUAUGCAGAGGGUACAACGUGGGAGAAAAUUAAUAACCGUGUCGCUUGGCAGAUGGCUGAGGCACUGGAGCAGCGCUCAGCUGAGGAAGGAUUGGGUGUUUUGGAUGAGCCUGUUGUGGUUAAUUUUAUGUUGUCGAUACUAGAGAGGAUGCGUCUGAUUCUUGCUGUUGGGCUUGUGUACUUCAUGUGGUUGAUUGCUGUGGUUCCUUUGAUUAUCCAUGGGCGGCGGAUUGUUCCGAGGGCUUUGCAUUUGGUGUAUAACGCUCCACUGCUUGGGAGAUGUGUAAGGCUUCGUUCUAGAUAG